AUGUCAACAGAGACAGCAGCAGAGACAGAGUCUCGCUUUGCCUACUUACUUCAGCCAAUCAGAGAUCUGGCAGAAAACUGGAGCAUAGAUAUAUCAAGAGAGUUAGAGGACUAUUUAUCGGAGCUGUCCAAGAUCACAUUCACGUUUGAUGGUGUAAAUAAGUCACUCAACUUUGCAGAGGCAGCACUGCUCAUUCAAGGAUCAGCCGUCAUCUACAGUAAGAAGGUGGAGUAUUUAUAUAGUCUACUCUAUCAGACUUUGGAUCUUUUGGCUGACAGAAGAAAGAGAAAGGAACAGAACUCAUCAUUGGACAAGGAUGGAAAUGACCGUGAUGUAAGAUUUGAAGAUGGUCCAGAGUUCCUCCCUUUGGAUAUGGAGGAGGCUGAUGAUAUUGAUUUGAGAGAUGAUAAUAGUGAUGGUGAGGGUGGCACCCAGCCCAAGAACAGAAGAAAGGGUGUCAGAGGACAGAAGGACAAGAGUGAUGGUGAUGCCACUUUGGGCACGAUAUACAGCUCAAACACAAUGGCCAUGUUGACAUCACUCAAUGAUAGGAACAUGGAGUCACUGAACAAUGAGAACAGUGGCAGUGGUGCUGAUGGCGAUACCAAGAAGUAUGACUUCAAGAUGAACACCUGUCAGGUGACCAAGGGUGGCGCCCUACUACUCUCCAAUAUGAUGAAUGAUGAAGAGGCUAUAUUCGGUUCAACACUGUCCAGGUACUCAUCAAUCAACAACAACAAUAAUGACAUUGGAGCCAAUACUGGUGAUGACUUGAAUACCUCAACAUUGGGCAUACACCCGGAUAAAAGAGAUGUCAGUGGACCAAGCGAUAUCGACAUGAUAGGAGGCGGUGGUGGCGAUGGAGGAUAUGAUAGCGACUCGGAUGACAAUGACUGGGGUGGUGGAGGUGAUGGUCCAGACUAUGACAGUGACCGUGAAGGACAUCAGACAACCACCACCACUGGUGACCAAGAUGUUGAUGAUGCUCAACGACAAAGACAGCAGCAACAACAACAACAACAACAACAGAGAGCAGCAAAGAAGGCAGUCAACUUGUGGACACUACUCGAUCCACAUGAGGAGACCACGGAGAAGCCAUUCAAGAAGGGUAGGACCUGGAAGAUACCGAAUGGUUUGAUCGAUUCGGACAAGAAGAAACCAGAAAGGUCAUCCCAGAACGUUGAGGCUGGUCUCCAAUUUGGAUCAAGUGAGCUCAUUGUCUAUGCCACCAAGUCAUUACCAUUGAAGGGUUGCUACUUCAAAGAGCUGACCUAUAUAUACACCAAGUUCAUCAAACAAUCCAGGAGUGACAGAAUAGCAAAGAACCGUAUUGAGGUGGAGCAACCCAAUGGUGAUAUUCCAGAUUCUAUUCCAACUGGCAGAGAAGACGACGAGGACUCUUAUAUGGAUAUGGGUGGAGGUGGAUAUGACUUUGAUGACAGUGACGACGAUGAUGGUUAUGACGUUGGAGCAGUGGAUGGUGAUGGGGAGACCCCUUGUGAACCACCUAACACAACAAGCUGGGAUCCAUCGGUUCUGGAAGGACAAAACAUUGGCAAGAGACCAGACACAUCGUCUAGCAACAAUAUCAACCGUACCGACCAUGAGGAGGAGACAUAUGAGUCAAUGUGCCAGAAGUAUGUCAACGAAUAUAUGUCUGGCGCCGAGCGCUACCUGCAAGAGACAAAGCUGAUGCAGCGCCUCAAUGAUUGGAACCAGCGCAUCACACCAUAUCUGGACGAGCAGAACCAUCGACCCUCAUUUGACAUUGAGAUCUACAGUACACGCAUCAUUGAGGACCUGGCCAGCAUUGUCAAGACGCGCUGCAACCUAGACGAAGAUGAUCCCCUCGAAGACGACAAGAUUGACAAGGACAUGGUGAUCUCCUUCCAGGAUCUGAUGGUGGACGUCAAGCCAUACGAUGUCUGUCGCCGCUUUGCCAGUUGUUUGCAGUUGGCCAACAAUGGCAACGUGGAGAUAGUGGCGUUGAGCAAGAAGAAGGAGGUCAAUGAUCUAAGCUUCCAUCUGUUGUCCACAAAGCCCAAGUACGACAUGGAGAAUGCCAACCUGCUUCCUGGUCAAUUUGCACCGCCACCAUCAUUCUCUGAUGAUGAGCUCGACACCAAGACCAUCACAAAGGCCAAGAAGACUGUCAUAUCCAAGCCAACACAGAAGAAGGAGCAACAAGGGCAGAAGGCCAAGACUACCACCAAAAAGGCGACCAAAGCCAAGAAGAAACCUGCUGCUACAAAGAAGAAGCGAGGCAAGAAGGACAGCGAGAGCGAGAGUGAGAGUGAGAGCGAGAGUGAAAGUGAGAGCAUGAGCGAGAGUGAAGCGGAUUCAAGAGACUCUGAUCCAGAGCCAGCAACAACAACAACAACAAAAAGAGGUGGUGGCGGUGGCGGUGGCGGCCAAUCCAAGAGAUUGAAUGGUCGAUCAAAGUAA
This is a messenger RNA of Acytostelium subglobosum LB1, 2445 nucleotides long. RefSeq lists its product as hypothetical. The coding region runs from base 1 to 2445 and encodes 814 amino acids. NCBI's taxonomy places the organism in Eukaryota, Evosea, Eumycetozoa, Acytosteliales, Acytosteliaceae. Gene Ontology annotation, cellular component: condensin complex; nucleus. Gene Ontology annotation, molecular function: chromatin binding. The transcript has 6 exons. The record is from RefSeq and is a predicted model, not a curated record. Gene Ontology annotation, biological process: mitotic sister chromatid separation; meiotic chromosome condensation.